Messenger RNA from Rotaria socialis, 1863 nucleotides. NCBI's taxonomy places the organism in Eukaryota, Metazoa, Rotifera, Eurotatoria, Philodinida, Philodinidae. The record is from the annotation of a GenBank genome assembly.
AUGGCAACAAGAACAUCACGUGUACAUUCAUCUUCAUCAUCGUUGUCGCGGUCGCGUUCACCCAUACCGAAAAGUGGCAAGCGAAAUCUUUCAAUUUCACCAAGGCGAGGACCAUCAACACCAAUUAAAUCACCAAUACAAAGAAAUCAUAGCGAUGAUGAACAAGAUCCUGAUGAUCGUGAACUUUUACCAUUAGAUGAUCAAUCUAAAGCAAUAGUUGAUGACAUAUCAUCACCAAUUAUGUCAGAUAUCGAUGAAAGUCACCAGAAAAAACAUUCACACCACCGACAUCAUCACCAUCGUAAACAUUCAAAAUCAAACAAACGUUUAGCUACUCAUCAUCACACUUCUGUUAAACGAAGCAAAAAAGAAACAGUAUCAACGACACGCCGCAAUAAAUCGAAUGAUGAAAAUGUCGAUGUUUCACCAGAAAUAAAUACAGGUGAAAGCCAACAAUCACAAUCAGAACAAGAUAUGUCAACGUCAGAAAAUGAAUCAAAUGAGGAAGGAAUGGUUGAAGGUGAUAGUACACCGAACGAACGUCCUAGUCACCAUCGUCGUAAAAAACAUCGCUCACCAUCGAAUCAAGAAAAAAAUAGUCAAAGUCCUCAGUCACCAUCGUUUUCUAUACCAAAAAAUAAUAAGGGUACUCAGCUAAUAGUCAAUUAUUUGCCUGCGUCAUUACGUGAAUCUGAUUUUUAUCAAUUAUUUGCUCGCAUUGCACCAAUUAAAUUAUGUAAAUUAAUAACUGAUCGUUAUACAGGUCAAUCUUAUUGCUAUGGGUUUAUUGAAUAUCAUUCGAAAGACGAUACGAUAAAAGCCAUCGAAAAAUUUAAUGGAUAUAGAAUUGAACAUAAAAAAUUAAAGGUAUCUUAUGCCCAGCCAAAAUCAAACAAUAAUUAUGAAUCAGAUAAUGAUAAGCCGAUAAAGCCUUCGUCAACACAAAAAAAUUCGAAUAUUUAUAUAACUGAUUUACCUGAUGAUAUCGAUGAAAACAUGUUAGAACGUCUUUUUUCUAAAUAUGGUGACAUUGUUCAAACAAAAGUUUUACGCGAUCCACGUACUAGAAUAUCACGUGGUGUUGCAUUUGUUCUUAUGAAAUCAGCUCGUUAUGCUGAAAGAGCUGUUAAAGCGCUUGACGGUUAUGUACCAUCAGGUGCACAUACACCUAUAUCUGUUAAGUAUGCUGAUCUCAACAAAACGGCAGCUAUAACAACAAUAUCAUCAGGAAAAAAUGGUAGCAAUAGUUCAUCAUCUCGUUUAUCAAGUUCAUCGCCGAUGACACCCCCAAUUGGACCAUAUGGUUAUCCAACUGCAUUACCACCAUUGAGUAUGAUGGAUCCAUAUUACGCAGCAGCACUGCAUCAUCAUCAUCGAGCAACAAUGAACAUGAGAGAUUUAAGUCCAUCACCGCCUCCUCUACAAUCUUAUUUCAGAAGUGAUUCUAGUCGUUCUUCUCGAAUGCGUGGUUCAUCGCCAAGUUUACCUCGCUCGUAUCCAUCAUCAUCGUCGAAACAUAAUUCAAAUAUUCUAGCAACAACGGGCAACCUUAAUUCACCAUCAGCACUUGCUGCUGCCUAUGAUCUAAUAGCUAAAGGUUGCCAACAAGCAAUCGAUCCAAAUGGUUUUGUAAUAUAUGCAUUUGGUUUACCACAUGAUUGUGAUGAAAAUGAUUUAGAAGAAUUAUUCCGACGCUAUGGUGAUGUUUAUCGUGUAUAUAUUGUAAGAAAUUAUACAACAGGUGAAUCAAAAGGUUAUUCAUUUGUAACAAUGCGUAAUUAUGAUGAAGCCUGUCACGCUGUUGAUCGUCUCGACGGUACAACAUUUAAAGGCCGAACAAUUCAAGUGCGCUUCAAGCAAUAA